GUAUCCUGAAGCAGAUAAACUCGAGUUUUGAUAUAAUAACAAUGGCAGAAUAUAGUAGUCACUUUGAAAAAGUAUUGAAUUUUACAAGUAUUUAUCAAGAAUUAAUAAAUUGUCAUUUAGUUGAUUUCAUUACCAACAAAUUAUGGGACAAAUGUAUACCAGAGAAACUUAAAUCAGAACUGGAGAGCAUUAAUAUGAUUGAUGAUAUUUGGACAGGAAGUAAUAUGAGCUCGGAACUGAGCAAUUUCAUACAACUAACAAGAUCACUUUCUUUGGAAUCAUGUCCGGCGGUUAUACAUGUAGAUGAUUUGCCAAAAUUGUUACCACAAUUUCUCAAUAAGGAACAGUCAAUUAAAAGUAAAUUGAUUCAUCAAAAGUUCGAGCUUAUGAACAGCAAAAAAUCGUAUGAAAUACGAGUUUUAGGAAAACUUAUUGCUGAAAUAGCGCUUUGCACUGGCAGUUUAGUAAUAGACGCUGGAGCCGGAAAAGCAUACUUGUCGACAUACUUGUCAGAACAUUUUGACAUUCCUGUAUUGGCGAUUGAUUCAUCACAAGUUUGUCAUAAGGGUGCAGUGAAUCGUCAGGAAAAGAUUCAAAGAAGAAAACAAUCGUUAACUAAGGUUCGAUACAUUGUUCAAGAGUUAACUGAUACUACUGAUUAUAACAGUAUGGUGAAUACAAAUUAUCCCGAUUGGUGUUUAAACAGGAAUCUUAUUUUAACAGGAUUACAUACUUGUGGAAUGCUUGUUCAUUCUACGAUUAGAGCUUUCUUAUGUUCAGAGGACAUUAACUUGCUCUUUAUAGUACCAUGUUGUUAUCAUUUGGUAGAGGAAUCAUUGAGUGGUAGUUGGAAUUUUUCUAAGAAUGCUCGAAUGUUGGCUCAACAAUCAAUUGAAAGGAGCAAACAUAACAAGCAUCUUUCUCCAUCGUUAUUUUACAGAGCUGUAUUGCAAGUUGUUUUACAUUCCAUGGGACAUUACAAUACUAAAGUUGGUCGUGGUGGGCCACUGGAUAAUUUUGCAGAUUAUGCAAAAUGGGCUUUAUCUAAAAUUGGUAUGGAUAACAAACAGAUACCAUCUGUUGAUAUGCUACAGCAAAUAUAUGAAAAUCACAUACACUUUGAGCCCAAGUUGCGUCUUUUUCAAAUGUUGAGAAUACAUAUAAGUUCAGUGGUGGAAGCAGCGAUUAUGUUAGAUAGAAUAAUAUUUCUACAAAAUAGCAUCCAGUGUUCCAAGGUUAUGGUAGUGCGCUUAUUUGACCCAACACUAUCUCCCAGAUGUUAUGCAAUAAUUGCGGUUAAAUAAAUAAAUACGGAAAUGAAAUAUAUGCAAAGAAUAAUAAAACUCAAUAGAUAAUAUAAGAAUAUAAUGAAUUUUCUGCGUUAAUAACAUUAUUAUAUCUCCGACUGUCCGAUGUACAUUUUGAUAUAUUCAUAAAAAGUACUACGAAAGAAAGCGAAAA
Molecule: messenger RNA, 1461 nt
Organism: Odontomachus brunneus
Lineage: Eukaryota; Metazoa; Arthropoda; Insecta; Hymenoptera; Formicidae
Product: methyltransferase-like protein 25
Exons: 4
Coding region: 42-1304 (420 amino acids)
Source: RefSeq, a predicted model, not a curated record